AUGAGUGUAGAGGACGGGGGUCUGCGAGGCCUGGGCCGUCCCAGGCAGGCCCGCUGGACGCUGAUGCUACUCCUGUCCACUACCAUGUAUGGUGCCCAUGCCCCACUGCUGGCCCUGUGCCAUGUGGAAGGCCGCGUGCCCUUCCGGCCCUCCUCAGCUGUGCUGCUGACGGAGCUGACCAAGCUGCUCCUAUGCGCCUUCUCCCUCCUGGUGGGCUGGCAGGCAUGGCCCCGGGGGGCUCCACCCUGGCGCCAGGCUGCCCCCUUUGCUCUAUCAGCCCUGCUCUACGGCGCAAACAACAACCUGGUGAUCUACCUGCAGCGGUACAUGGACCCCAGCACCUACCAGGUGCUGAGCAAUCUCAAGAUUGGAAGCACAGCCUUGUUCUACUGUCUCUGCCUCCGGCGCCGCCUCUCUGCACGCCAGGGCUUGGCCCUGCUGCUGCUCAUGGCAGCGGGGGCCUGCUAUGCGGCAGGGGGCCUCCAGGACCCUGGCAGCACCCCAGCUGGGUCCCCUGCAGCAGCAGCCGCAAGCCCCAUGCUCCUGCACAUCACUCCACUGGGACUGCUGCUUCUCGUCCUGUACUGCCUCGUCUCCGGCCUGUCCUCCGUGUACACAGAAAUGCUCAUGAAGCGCCAGCGGCUGCCCUUGGCCCUUCAGAAUCUCUUCCUCUACACUUUCGGCGUGCUUCUAAACCUCGGCCUGCAUGCAAGCAGUGGCCCGGGCCCCGGCCUCCUGGAGGGUUUCUCGGGCUGGGCAGCACUCGUGGUGCUGAGCCAGGCCGUCAACGGACUGGUCAUGUCAGCCGUCAUGAAGCACGGCAGUAGCAUCACACGCCUCUUCGUUGUGUCCUGCUCGCUGGUGGUCAACGCUGUGCUCUCAGCAGCCCUGCUGCGGCUGCAGCUCACGGCGGCCUUCUUCCUGGCCACGCUGCUCAUUGGCCUGGCCGUGCGCCUGUACUAUGGCAGCCACUAGCUCCUGACCCCUGACUCCUGACUCCUGACCCUGUCCAUUGGGGGGCCCCUCUCCUCUCAGCAGCCCUGUAACAAGUGCCUUGUGAGAAAAGCUGGGGGUGUGAGAGCAGUCAAGUUAGUCUCGAGAGGCAGGUGGAGGAAGGGGCGCCCCUGGGAGACUUGAGUUGGUUUGGCUAAGGAAAUGACCCCUACCACACACACACAUACACACACACACACAGAAAUAACCCCUAAACAUGCACACACACACACACACAUGGAAAUGACCCCUACCACAUACACAAACAUGCACACACACACACACACACACACACACACACAGUCUUCAGACCCAGGAACUGCAGGAGCAUGAAUACCUGAGGAGUGGCCCUGGCCCCAGCAGAGGAGGCUCCCAGCUCCUCCUGCAAAGAUGGAGUUGGGAGUGGACACAGCUGGUUCUCCUGGCCGCCUCUGGUUCUGUGGUCAUCCUAGCGGCCCCAGCACCUGGGUGCUGGCUGCUCCAGCCCAGCUGUGGUGCAUGCUACCCCUUAAGGGAUCCUCACUCCCACUGUCCUGCAGGGAAGCCCAAUUGCCAGAUUAUACGCCUAUCUCCCAGGCCCCUCUGCCAAGCUGCCCUACUUCCGUGAGCGCCUGGAGACUGCCCCUAUCGCCUUCACAGUGCUGCUCCACUCCCAGCCUUCUAGAACCCCUGGGAGGGCUGGGGCUUGAUUCAUCUCAGGGAUUGUUGCCCCUGGGCUCUGACUUAAGCCUAUACCCCUGACCUCUCUGCUUACCCCAGGUCCCACUGCCCCUCUACGGCUCCUAGGAGGCUCCAUCCUUCCCAUUCUGGGACCUGGCCCUGCCCAACAGCGUCCCAGCUCCCAGCAGCCCUACGAAACUCCAUACAAGUGACCUGGGAGCAGGAGCAGAGAAUUGUGUGUAUUUCAAUCAGUGUCUCUAAUGGGAGAGCAAUAAGGUCUUAAUAAAGUGUUCCUAUAUC
Molecule: messenger RNA, 1953 nt
Organism: Sorex araneus (European shrew)
Lineage: Eukaryota; Metazoa; Chordata; Mammalia; Eulipotyphla; Soricidae
Product: probable UDP-sugar transporter protein SLC35A4
Exons: 1
Coding region: 1-975 (324 amino acids)
Biological process (GO): pyrimidine nucleotide-sugar transmembrane transport
Cellular component (GO): Golgi membrane
Molecular function (GO): pyrimidine nucleotide-sugar transmembrane transporter activity
Source: RefSeq, a predicted model, not a curated record